GCCCGAUUCCUCAACAUCGUGAUUCACGUCCUUUCGCUCACUCGGAACCAAUUGCAUCAAAUCAGGAACACUACUCAAUACCUGACAAAACCACUCACCCCGUCGAUAAGGCCUUCCAGCUUUUCCGGCGUCUCAAAUGAAGUCUCAGGAGGCGCUCAAUGCGUUUGUUUCAGGGCCGAUCAAGAAAUCCAAGUUUGUUAAAGAGAAGGAGGCAGCUGAAGCCAAGAAGCGCGAGGAAGAGGAAUUAGCUUCCAAGGCUUACGAGGACUUUGUAGCGGCAUUCGAUGGGAACGAUCGAGGCGGCGGACGAGGUCGUGGCGUUGGGUCCUCAAACUCCCAUGGAAGAUCAACCCAAGGCCCAGCAUUUGUCAAACCUGGUGGGGCGCCCAGAACAGUCGUCAAGCUGGAUUCACCGGUCGAAGAGGAAUCCCCAUCUCCUUUGAGAGCCUCGCUUGCCCCCCACGCUUCGGCCUCUGCUUCAGCUCCUACUCCUGCAUACAACAACAAUCUACCCUCUAAUCCCACCGUUCCUACUACGUCGAAGAAAUUGAAAGCAGGUGAAAGCUUCUUGGAAGAAUUGAAAAGGAAAGAUGCCGAACGUGAAGGUCGAUUGGCAGCGAAAGCAAGCAAGGACCCCCGAGGGAUGAGUAUAACUGCCUUGGCUGCCUUAGAGACUGCCCCCCAUCUAUCCGGGGGUUCCAGGGAUACCGGCGACCCACUGACAACUAAUGUACACGUUGGCAAUCUACCCGGCACGAUAUGUGAACAAUCCUUAGGAGCCUUUUGCGUCAAAUGGGGUCCAAUCGCCUCACUCAAAAUUAUGUGGCCUAGAAGCGGAAGCGACAAUAUUGGUGGGGCUGGAUAUGGAAUGGUUGCCAUGAGACAAAACAAGUCUGGUGGUUUGAACGGUUUUAUCUCUUACAUGCGCCGAUCUGAUGCGGAACGGGCGUGUAGGGAGCUUGAUGGGUUUGAUUGGGGAGGUCAUAUACUUCGCACAGGUUGGGGCAAGGCUAUGCCUAUGCCCCCAGGGCACAAACCCCAAUUUGAGCUACCAAGAGAAGCUCGAACAAAUUCCCGUUCACCUUCACCCAGAAGACGUCGAUAUGGGCGCUCCCCGGGGUACAGAAAAAGAAGAUCGCGCAGCUUGUCUGGCGAUUCUCGCGAUUAUUGUCGGUCUAGAUCUCGCUCCCGAUCCCGAUCUCGGUCUCGCUCGAGAUACAGUGGGGACCGAGGACGUUCGACAAAACGAAUUAGGUCGAGGUAUAGUUCCGCUUCUAGAUCCCGCUCGAGGUCGCGUUCAUACGAUCGCUCGAGGGCAUCUUCUAGGAGCUAUUCCUCAGAUUACUCUAGAUCUAGAUCUCCUUCUCGAGACCGUCGCGAUUGGCCUAAACUCCAAGAGGAUGAAGAAAAGUUCAUCCGUACAGUUGCCAAGAAAGUCCUCGAGCACGGCGAACGGUUCGAGAGAACUUUGAGAGAAAGGGAAAGAUCAAAUCCGAAGUUCAAAUUUCUCAUUGAAGCUGAUACGGCGGCUUAUCACUUCUUUCGAAUGCUGGUUGACCGGCAUUAUCGCCCACCUUCCCCACCCCCACCCCCAUUUGCUGACGACGGAUACGCUUCAAUUUACUCUACUGACUCUGCCGAAGAGUCUGAAAACGAACGACUUCCAAAGGGUAAAUUGGGCAAAUAUGGCCGUCGAAGGUUCCAAGCUAUGCUGAGAAGCUUGACUCCUCAAAGAGAAAAAAUCGCCAGAUGUAUGGCUUUUGCUUUGCAUCAUGCGGAUGCCGCUGAAGAGGUCGCCGAAAUUUUAGUUCAAUCAUUGACUAUCGAUAUGACUCCAGUACCAAGAAAGCUUGCUCGACUUUAUGUGAUCUCAGACAUCUUACACAAUAGUUCAAAUUCGUUACCUAACGCAUGGAAGUAUCGACAAAUCUUAGAAAAGCUUUUACCCGACGUAUUUGAUCAUCUCAACCUGAUCUAUCGAUCGUUUCCGGGGCGGAUCAAAGCCGAGACGUUCAAAAAACAGAUCUGUUUGAUUGUCAAUGUGUGGAAUUCGUUCAUGGUCUUUGGGCAAAAUUCGAUUGAUGAUUUUAAUGAAAGAUUGGUCAAGCUUGAUGUGGAAGAUGAACAGGUCCAACAGGCCAUUGAUGGGGAGGAUGUUGGGAUCCCUCUGGAUGACGGCGAGGAUCUCGAUGGAGUGGCGGCGGAUGAAAGUUUCCUGUGGGCUGCUGAAGAACCUCAAGCGGAGGAUGGCCAACAAGCCCCUGCGCAACUAGAUCAACCUAAACCCACCCGCUCCUCAGGAUUUGCUAAGGCCUUCAAACCAGCAGUCAUGGAGCCCAGUCAACCUUCUGGUGAUCAGCCAUCCAAAUCCAGCGUCAAAUUGGCAGGUGCCAUCAAACUUGCCUGAGCAGUUUUCUUUCUCAUAUCCAAGCUGCUUAACCUCUACAUAUCAUCUUUCCAUCAAUCCAGAAAAUGGUAACUUGUAAAUUUCAGUUCAGGUUGCUAUCAUCUUCUCAAUGUGUCUUUUUUUUUUCUCUCCCAUUUGUUGUUUGACAUGUUGGAGUAAUGGUAGCAAGCACCAACCAUUAUAUUUAGGGAGUCAGUCAAACAACAGGGUUGUUGAAAUUUGCAAAGUAUUUUUUGAGGAGCUGUGUUGUAAUACUUUCCUUUGCAAAAUUGGACAGCACCACAUUUAUGUUGAAAUUUGCAAAGUAUUACUUCAAUCCAUCCUUGG
Molecule: messenger RNA, 2734 nt
Organism: Puccinia graminis f. sp. tritici CRL 75-36-700-3
Lineage: Eukaryota; Fungi; Basidiomycota; Pucciniomycetes; Pucciniales; Pucciniaceae
Exons: 11
Coding region: 137-2407 (756 amino acids)
Biological process (GO): RNA processing
Cellular component (GO): nucleus
Molecular function (GO): RNA binding
Source: RefSeq, a predicted model, not a curated record